Messenger RNA from Grammomys surdaster, 5004 nucleotides. RefSeq names its product cullin 4B (gene Cul4b). The coding region runs from base 320 to 3010 and encodes 896 amino acids. NCBI's taxonomy places the organism in Eukaryota, Metazoa, Chordata, Mammalia, Rodentia, Muridae. The record is from RefSeq and is a predicted model, not a curated record. The transcript has 20 exons. Gene Ontology annotation, biological process: DNA damage response; ubiquitin-dependent protein catabolic process; protein ubiquitination. Gene Ontology annotation, molecular function: ubiquitin protein ligase binding. Gene Ontology annotation, cellular component: Cul4B-RING E3 ubiquitin ligase complex.
UCUUCCUCUCGCUGAGUCGCUCCUGCAGAAAGUGGGGAAGAGAGGACGAAAAGCAGGGGAGGGGGGACGGCAGGGCUGUUUACCUGUCUGCCUCCUUCGCCCCCCCCCCCCGCCCCGUUCUGUUCACUGCCUGUGUCAGCCUAUCCGCCUUCCCAAGCCCUCCCAUUCCCCCGGCGUGCCCCCCCCACUUUCCUUCCCGUCCUCUGUGUUUCUCCUCUUUCUUCCCUUCCCCCUCCAGCAUUGCCACCUCUCCUACAAGCAGGCAGGCACAUAAACGUAGGCUUUUGAUGCUCCUCUGCCUGUUGACCCCGCUAUUUUCAUGUUUCCAACAGGUUUUUCUUCCCCCAAUCCCUCUGCUGCUUCUGCUGCUGCUCAGGAGGUCAGAUCUGCCACUGAUGGUAAUACCAGCACCACUCCGCCCACCUCUGCCAAGAAGAGAAAGUUAAACAGCAGCAGCAGUAGCAGCAGUAACAGUAGUAACGAGAGAGAAGACUUUGAUUCCACCUCUUCCUCUUCCACCCCUCCACAACCCAGAGAUUCGGCAUCCCCUUCAACCUCGUCCUUCUGCGUCGGGGUUCCAGUGGCCAGUUCCAGCCACGUACCUAUACAGAAGAAACUGCGUUUUGAAGACACCUUGGAGUUGGUAGGGUUUGAUACGAAAAUGGCUGAGGAAUCUUCCUCUUCAUCUUCCUCAUCAUCGCCAACUGCUGCAACCUCACAGCAGCAGCAACAGCAACUUAAAACUAAGAGUAUAUUAAUUUCUUCAGUGGCUUCAGUGCACCAUGCAAACGGCCUGGCUAAAUCUUCUACCACGGUCUCUAGCUUUACUAACAGCAAGCCUGGCUCAGCUAAGAAGUUAGUGAUCAAGAACUUUAAAGAUAAGCCUAAAUUACCAGAAAACUAUACAGAUGAGACAUGGCAAAAGUUAAAAGAAGCAGUGGAAGCCAUUCAGAAUAGUACUUCAAUUAAGUACAAUUUAGAAGAACUCUACCAGGCUGUAGAAAAUCUUUGUUCUUACAAGAUAUCUGCAAAUUUAUAUAAGCAGCUGAGGCAGAUCUGUGAAGAUCACAUCAAAGCACAGAUUCAUCAGUUCAGAGAGGAUUCAUUGGAUAGUGUUCUUUUUCUAAAAAAGAUCGAUAGAUGCUGGCAAAAUCAUUGUAGGCAAAUGAUAAUGAUCAGGAGCAUCUUUUUGUUUCUGGAUAGAACUUAUGUUCUUCAGAAUUCAAUGCUACCCUCCAUUUGGGACAUGGGAUUAGAGUUAUUUAGGGCUCAUAUUAUAAGUGAUCAAAAAGUCCAGACAAAAACAAUUGAUGGCAUCCUUCUCUUGAUUGAGAGAGAGCGGAAUGGUGAAGCAAUUGAUAGAAGUUUACUUCGAAGCCUUUUAAGUAUGCUGUCUGAUUUGCAAAUUUACCAAGACUCUUUUGAACAACGAUUUUUGCAAGAAACUAAUCGGCUUUAUGCAGCUGAAGGUCAGAAGUUAAUGCAAGAAAGAGAGGUUCCUGAGUAUCUUCAUCAUGUUAAUAAACGCCUAGAAGAAGAAGCAGACAGACUUAUUACUUACUUAGAUCAGACCACCCAGAAGUCACUAAUUGCUUCUGUUGAAAAACAACUUCUAGGUGAACACUUAACAGCAAUUCUUCAGAAAGGUUUAAAUAGCCUCCUUGAUGAAAACCGAAUUCAAGAUUUGUCUCUCCUGUAUCAGCUUUUCAGUAGAGUUCGGGGAGGAGUUCAGGUUCUCUUACAGCAGUGGAUUGAGUAUAUCAAGGCUUUUGGAAGUACCAUUGUUAUUAAUCCUGAAAAAGAUAAAACUAUGGUUCAAGAAUUAUUGGACUUUAAAGAUAAAGUUGACCAUAUAAUUGAUACCUGCUUUCUGAAAAAUGAAAAAUUUAUCAAUGCCAUGAAAGAAGCAUUUGAAACAUUCAUUAAUAAAAGACCAAAUAAGCCAGCUGAACUGAUAGCCAAGUAUGUGGAUUCAAAACUUCGUGCAGGUAACAAAGAAGCUACAGAUGAAGAGCUUGAGAAAAUGUUAGAUAAGAUAAUGAUUAUAUUUAGAUUUAUCUAUGGUAAAGAUGUUUUUGAGGCCUUCUAUAAGAAAGAUUUAGCCAAACGCCUAUUAGUUGGCAAGAGUGCAUCAGUAGAUGCUGAAAAAUCAAUGCUGUCCAAACUGAAACAUGAAUGUGGAGCCGCUUUUACCAGCAAGCUUGAAGGAAUGUUUAAAGACAUGGAGCUUUCUAAAGACAUCAUGAUUCAGUUCAAACAGUAUAUGCAGAACCAGAAUGUACCUGGCAAUAUUGAAUUAACUGUUAAUAUCCUGACAAUGGGUUACUGGCCAACAUAUGUGCCUAUGGAAGUCCAUUUGCCACCAGAGAUGGUAAAGCUUCAGGAAAUUUUCAAGACGUUUUACUUAGGCAAGCACAGUGGCAGGAAACUCCAGUGGCAGUCAACCUUGGGACACUGUGUGCUAAAAGCUGAAUUUAAAGAGGGCAAAAAAGAACUUCAGGUCUCUCUUUUUCAAACCCUGGUGCUGCUAAUGUUUAAUGAAGGCGAGGAGUUCAGUUUAGAAGAGAUCAAGCAAGCUACAGGGAUAGAGGAUGGAGAAUUAAGAAGAACACUGCAAUCACUAGCUUGUGGCAAAGCUAGAGUUCUGGCUAAGAAUCCAAAGGGCAAAGAUAUCGAAGAUGGUGACAAAUUUAUUUGUAAUGACGAUUUCAAACACAAACUGUUCAGGAUAAAGAUCAAUCAAAUCCAGAUGAAAGAAACGGUUGAAGAACAAGCAAGCACUACAGAAAGAGUAUUUCAAGAUAGACAGUACCAAAUUGAUGCUGCUAUUGUCCGAAUUAUGAAGAUGAGAAAAACACUUAGCCACAAUCUUCUUGUUUCAGAAGUCUACAAUCAGCUAAAAUUUCCAGUAAAACCUGCUGAUCUUAAGAAGAGAAUAGAAUCCCUAAUUGACCGGGACUACAUGGAAAGAGAUAAAGAAAACCCAAAUCAGUACAACUAUAUUGCAUAGAAUGCUGGCCUUGGAACAUUUGUUGUCAUAAUGCGGUAGCCAAUGGAUAAACUAACUUGUUGAAUCUCAUGUUAUUUGACUUCUUUUAUACUUCCGAUGACCAAAUGAAGCAGUGUAAUGGGAAUAGUUGCGUGGACUUUUCUCAGUGGUUAACAUACCCAUUUUAAAGAGUAAUACUUAACCUUUAAGAAGAAUGUUGUUGAACUCUAUGCAUGUUAUUUAGUAUGAUGUGCAGAAAGUACCUGGGUCUUCAUGAUUCCUUUUGGAUCUGGGGAAGAGAUCCCUAUGGCCAUUAAAAGGGGGAGGGUGAUUCUUAUACAUCAUCAAUAAAGCAAAAGGUUUAUUUGCCUAAAAGUCAUUUAAAGUUACUUAAACUGCAUGCAAAUUUUAUUUACUGUACAGAGUUCUGGAUGUAUUUAUCAAAUAGAAAAACCACCCUGGACUUUGGUUGUUCACCCAUUUUGUGGUUUCCCUUGAAAAGAAGAGUAAGUCUUCAUUGUUGGCAUUCUGUUACACUGAAGGGGAAAAAGCCUUAUUUGGAAACAAGUUUUUCAAGUAGGGUGACAGUUCCUUCCAUCAUACCUUAAAUAUUCACAUCCUAAAGGUUUCCCAUUAUGAGUCUGGGAUGUGUACAUAAGACUUAGCCCCAAAUUCACUGUGCUGAUUAACAGGACUUAAAGUAGAUAGAGAAAUUGCUGAUCAUCUUGUACCACAAGAACAGAACAUAGUAAGAGGUGAAAACCCAGUUCAUUUUAUUAAAACUGAAUACAGUAUGAAAGUCACAGGAGACCAGAAUCAACAAAUAGGUUUUGUAAAUUGCAGGAGUAAAAAUUUACCAGCUGCCUUCCAUCAUGCUUCAGUCUUUAAAUGUUUGGAUUGUUUUGUCUUUAGUUUGGGCGGAUUGUCAAUUGUCAGAGGUUUCCUAAGAUUUGCAUUCCAGUUUUUUCUACUAUUUUUUUUUAACUGUCAUGCUCCUCCUGACUUGGAGAAACUCAACAUAUGAUUGAUUCUCCCUUGUCUUCCUUACACACUCCCUAUUUGAAACCUUCAAGUUCUGUAUUCCUUUUUUAAAAUUGCUUGAAUUUAAGAGUUCUCAUAGCCAUUGGACACCUGCUUUUCAGGGAAGUGUCUCCAAUUGGUCACACAGAAAAUAACAAAAUUAUUGCUUUUCAAAUUCAAAAUGUGAGUAAAAGACUUUUCUUCACCAGAGGGUUUUGCUUUGCUUCCUGGUUUCUCUUUCCGUGAAGGAAAUUGAUUAUGGCAGAGAAGCAGACUGUUCUGGUGUUUUCUCUUAAAUUAGAACUUCAAUGUUUUCUCCACUAGCAUAUAUCUUUGUCUUUUUGGAUCUAUUGUGGUAUCUUCAGCUUAGAAGACUUGGGGGCUCUUAUGUCUACUAUUGUUUUCUUGAAUUCUCAAAGACCUGUGGCCAGCUAUCUGUAUUUUUUUAAGUUGCCUAUUUCUCUCUAAUGCACCAACUUGCACACUGACUAUGUAUAGUAUUUAGAAUUAACUUCCCAGUUCUUUCUGAGCAGCUAUUUCGUAUAUUUUUUUUCCAGCUCCUCCCUGAUUUCCUUACAGGAGCUCUUCUGACAAGGAGUGUGGCUGUUAUGUUUACUGGACCAUCAGCAUCAGUGUUCUAAUUCAUCCCUGUUGGUCUCUGGGGUAUGGAGACUAUUACACCACUCACUAAGUUAUUCUUUACAUAGUUUUUAGGUAGAUUCAUUCCCACUAGGAUGCUCUUGAUACCAACUUCAUUAUCUUGAAAGCGGGUCCCUGUCCUGAAGUUCUUAACUCCUUGAAAACUUGAUGGUAUUUCAGCUGAAAAAUUAGCCAGACUACUAAGGGAAACUGUUUAUGAAACUGAAAAGUAAUGGCAAACUACAUUGGGUUAUUAAGAAUUUCAGUUGUUCUGUAUCGGUUGAAUUUUUGUGCUCUUUUCCCUGUGUAUGUGUGGUGGUUCUAUUUUUCUCCAAUAAAACUUUUAUUUUAAAAAA